AUUAUUGUCAGAAUUUCACAUUUAUUUAUUUUUUAAUUUUUGUUUGGAGUUUUUCCUUUCUAUUCUAUCUCUUUAAAUUAUAUAUAUAAAAAAGGGUUAGAAUCAUUGAUUAAUUUACUACUGUUUACUUAUUAUAGUCAAUUGAAAUAAUCAAAUAUUCAAAGGUUUUUACUAACGACUUAUUAAUUUUUUGGGCGCUUUUGGCCCUUCUUGGCAGCAAUGUCACGCAUUCGGUGGGCCAGCUCGUGCUGCCUUCAGGUGCCAUCUGGAAUUCAGUGUUAACCAAACCUUCCACUAGGGGCUCUUUAAGCAUGAACGGGGUGAGUUGGUACGCAGACAAUGAAUAGGUUGAGCACUAGGACCCAGCAGCCGCGCGUCAGCUGACCGGAGCAGGCAGCUAUAAUCAACGCAGGGCUGUUUGACCUGAAGCUUUUUUCCCGUCUGGCUCGGGGAGCGGACCUUGUCUGCCGGAACGGGCCCAUGUCUGAAAACCCAGACAGACGCUCACGUUUUAACAGAAAGGAUACCACGAGCGAGUAGGUCGGUCACGACGGAGCAGGUAAAAAAGCCCUUUUUCUGCGCCAGACGUGGUUUUCGGCUCUGACGGGUGUUGGUGGUGGAGGUGGGGGCUUCUCGUUUAUCUGCCGUCGGCUUGCGAGUCCUCUGUUGUGAGCUUAUGUUGUUGCUUUAUCCGCGGCAGCAAGAUGGAGUGCGAGUGGAAGCCAGACGAGCAGGGGCUUCAGCAAAUCCUACAGCUGCUGAAGGAGUCCCAGUCACCCGACACGUCCACGCAGAGAUCCGUCCAGCAGAGACUCGAGCAGCUGAACCAGUAUCCAGACUUUAACAACUAUUUGAUCUUUGUUUUGACCAAAUUAAAAUCUGAAGACGAGCCGACCCGUUCCCUGAGUGGACUGAUUCUGAAGAACAACGUGAAGGCUCACUAUCAGAACUUCCCCAAUGGCGUGUCUGAUUUUAUCAAGAGCGAGUGCCUCCAGAACAUCGGGGACUCCUCCCCCCUCAUCCGGGCCACCGUGGGCAUCCUCAUCACCACCAUUGCCUCCAAAGGAGAGCUGCAGAACUGGCCCGAGCUCCUGCCUAAGCUCUGUCUGCUGCUGGACUCUGAGGACUACAACACAUGCGAGGGAGCAUUCGGGGCGCUGCAGAAGAUCUGCGAGGACUCCGCCGAGAUCCUGGACAGCGACAUGCUGGAUCGGCCUCUUAACAUCAUGAUCCCCAAAUUCUUGCAGUUUUUCAAGCACAACAGCCCGAAAAUUAGGUCUCACGCCAUCGCCUGCGUCAAUCAGUUCAUCAUCAGCAGGACGCAGGCUCUAAUGCUUCACAUUGACCCCUUCAUCGAGAACCUGUUUGCACUGGCGACUGACGAGGAGCCAGAAGUGAGGAAGAACGUUUGCAGAGCCCUCGUCAUGCUGCUGGAGGUCCGGCUGGAUCGCCUUCUGCCUCACAUGCACAACAUCGUCGAGUACAUGCUCCAGAGGACUCAGGACCCAGACGAGAACGUUGCCCUGGAGGCCUGUGAGUUCUGGCUGACGCUGGCGGAGCAGCCCGUGUGUAAAGAAGUGCUGUGCGGUCACCUCUCUCAGCUCAUUCCAGUGCUUGUCAACGGGAUGAAGUACUCGGAGAUUGACAUUAUCUUGCUCAAGGGGGACAUCGAGGAAGACGAGGCGAUUCCAGACAACGAGCAAGACAUCAGACCACGCUUCCACCGCUCCCGCACCGUUGCCCAGCAGCACGAGGGUGAUGGGAUUGAGGAAGACGACGAUGAGGACGAUGAGAUGGAUGAUGAUGAUGAUACUAUUUCGGACUGGAACCUGCGAAAAUGUUCUGCAGCAGCGCUGGACGUGUUGGCCAACGUGUUCAGGGACGAUCUGUUGGUGCACAUUCUUCCUCUGCUCAAAGAACUGCUUUUCCAUCUCGACUGGGUUGUAAAGGAGUCCGGCAUCCUCGUGCUAGGGGCUAUAGCUGAAGGUUGCAUGCAAGGCAUGAUCCAGUACCUACCUGAGCUCAUCCCGCAUCUCAUCCAGUGCCUGUCUGACAAAAAGGCCCUGGUGCGAUCCAUCACCUGCUGGACCCUGAGUCGCUACGCGCACUGGGUGGUCAGCCAGCCCCCGGAUACCUACCUGAAGCCUCUGAUGACCGAGCUGCUGAAGCGCAUACUGGAUAGCAACAAGCGUGUGCAGGAGGCCGCUUGCAGUGCCUUUGCCACUUUGGAGGAGGAGGCUUGCACGGAGCUGGUACCUUACCUGGGAUUCAUCCUGGACACCCUGGUGUUCGCCUUCAGCAAGUACCAGCACAAAAACCUGCUCAUCCUCUACGACGCCAUAGGGACGCUCGCGGAUUCUGUCGGACACCAUCUAAACAAGCCGGAAUACAUCCAGAUGUUGAUGCCGCCGCUGAUACAGAAGUGGAACCAGCUCAAAGAUGAAGACAAAGAUCUUUUCCCCCUGUUAGAAUGUUUAUCCUCCGUCGCCACAGCCCUUCAGAGUGGCUUUCUGCCCUACUGCGAGCCUGUUUACCAGCGAUGCGUCAACCUGGUCCAGAAGACGCUGGCUCAGGCCAUGCUUCAUCAGUCACAACCCGAUCAGUACGAGGCGCCGGACAAAGACUUCAUGAUUGUGGCUCUGGACCUCCUGAGCGGACUGGCUGAGGGCUUGGGCGGCACCAUCGAGCAGCUGGUUGCUCGCAGCAACAUCCUCACGCUCAUGUAUCAGUGCAUGCAGGACAAAAUGCCCGAGGUGCGGCAGAGCUCCUUUGCUCUGCUUGGGGAUCUCACCAAGGCUUGCUUCCAGCAUGUAAAACCCUGCAUCGCUGAUUUUAUGCCCAUACUGGGCACAAAUUUGAACCCAGAGUUAAUAUCCGUGUGCAACAAUGCCACCUGGGCAAUCGGAGAGAUAUCUAUCCAAAUGGGGCCCGAAAUGCAGCCGUACAUCGCCAUGGUGCUGCACCAGCUGGUGGAGAUCAUUAACAGACCCAAUACUCCAAAGACUCUGCUGGAAAACACAGCAAUAACAAUUGGUCGUCUUGGUUACGUUUGUCCUCAAGAGGUGGCACCCAUGCUACAGCAGUUUAUAAGACCCUGGUGCACCUCUCUGCGAAAUAUAAGAGACAAUGAGGAGAAAGACUCUGCGUUCAGAGGAAUUUGUACCAUGAUCAGUGUAAACCCUGGAGGCGUGGUGCAGGACUUUAUAUUCUUCUGUGACGCAGUGGCCUCCUGGGUAAAUCCAAAGGACGAUCUCAGAGAAAUGUUCUACAAGAUCCUUCACGGGUUCAAGAACCAGGUGGGCGAAGAGAACUGGAGGCGCUUCUCAGAUCAGUUCCCGCUGCCCCUGAAGGAACGACUGGCGACCUUUUACGGGGUGUAAAGGUCUGCGCAGCACUGUGCCUCAUCGCGGGGUUAUUCACCAUGGGAGACAAGAUAGGGAACCAUCCCAGGGAACAUGUUACCCUUUACAGGGGGGGAAGGGGUGCAGACCCCUCCCUGGCCUGGAGGAAGGGGUGGGAGGGAGGUGGUAGUAGCUGCAGUUCUCAGUGCCCUUAAGCGCAAGCUGGGGAGGGGGAGAGACUAGCAGUGCAACCUUAUCAUGGGAGGAUCAUUCAUUUAAUCACAUCUCAAUCACAAUUAAUGGAAAUUAUCACCUUUUUUUUUUUUUUUUUUUUUCAAUUGCUCUACAGAUUUCUUGCUUUCAGGACGACUGAAGAGAAAGCUUAGGAAAAACCAACCAGUGUCUGUGAGGUAUUUGUUCAGGACAGACAUACAUUUCUGAAACCGAUGGAAGAAGUCUUAAGAUUUCGGCUGAUUGUUUAAUCGUGAUCCUUUUUAUCUGAUGCUAGGAAAGCAUUUUAUCGGACGUUGCUUUCAGAACGCUGCAUUUAAUCAUCCGAAGUCGGCGGCGACUUCGGGCGCACCCAGGACAGAGGCUCUUGGUAGAGCGGUCGUUCUGGGAUUAGGUAGCAUGCUUAUUAUAUUGUGGAAAGCUGUUGAACAUUAGUGAUGUGUGUUGACAGCUGUCAUUGCCAUUUGAUAAGGCUGUUCUUUGACCGUGUAAUCUAUAUUUAAAGUGCGUUUGGUUUUCCUCCGCCCGAGAAUGGCAGCAGCCGUCCGUAACGUGUAGCAUGACAGGGUUCUCGCGCCGCGCUUUAGGCGGGGGGGGGGGGGGCGUUGAACCUCGGCUGUGACAUGACAUUGGAGUGUGAGUGUGUCUUGUUUCGUUACGUGGCGUGAAUGUAACAGACAUCUUUAUUAGAGAGCAUAUCGAAUCUUUAGCUGCCUAUAUUCACCGUUUUUUUUUUUUUUUACGUUUUUGUUUUUCAUCUUAUCACCUGAAAUGUCCGAAGGAAAACUGAAGUAGAUCACGCAGGUUAGCAACCUGUGUGUCUGUCCUUUUUUUUUUUUUCAAUUAUUUUUACCUCGACGAUACGAUACGCGUCUGUAAGUUUUGUGACUUUUUGCAAUCAGAAGCGCACACCCCAUGAGGUCCGUGUAGAGUAUGUUUGUUUCUCAGUGUAUUGAACCUCUGUUGCUGGUUGUUUUAGCUUCCUGUGUUAAAAGCAUGAUCCUGAGGAUGACUGUGUUCUGUGUUGGGCGGUUGUCACUGUGGGGUACUUGGAUGCUUUCAUCUCUUGCAUGUUGGUGGCCCCUCGCGCAAAAAACACUUGGCGGGACGAGGGUUGCGGGACGGAGGGGAGCUUCGAAUCAAUGGUUUUUUUUUUUUGGUUUUUUUUAAGUGCACAGUAAACAUGUAUGUAUGUAUUGCAACACUGAGACAUGAGCUUGCAUAAAGCAUAAUGGAGUCCUCUCCCUUAACCCUCCCCCCUCCAAUAAGUGGAUGUAGUUUUUAAAAUACUGUGAAGAAUGUUUUUAAUGUGUCUGCUUGUUAUGUGCUUUUUUUUUUUUUUUCAAGUGUCAAACUGUGUAAAGUUACAGCCUGAAUGUAUUCCAUGAUGAGUUGCAGAGAUAGUAACUUUUUAUUUUUUUUUUAUUUUUCUUUCUUUCAAACACCCAGCCAGGCAUUUUUUCCUCUGCUGGCCAGAGUAAUAACUGCAGUAUUUAAUUCUUUGUAAAAGCGCACAUAAACUAAAAAUGUACUAAAAAGUGCUUGAAUGAAUGAACGAUGUAGCCAAAACCCUCGUGAUGAUUAGCUAUCGCUGCUAAAACGUUUUCACCCAACGCAAUAAGCAACGUGAUGCAAUUGGACUGUAAACGUAGCUUUACAGUUAUGAGAAUAUUUCCAGCACCUUUCAAAAGUAUUCAUGCAGCUUGAACCUUUUUUUUCUUUUUCCGUUUUGGCACAUUGUGCGAUAGACACACCGGGCGGCACGUAGCAGUGAAGUGCAUUCAGCCCCCCGAGUCGGACCAGCUUUCACUGCAGUUACAGCUGCAGGUCUUUUUGCCGUACGCCUCUGUCAGCUUUGCACAUUUUUUUUUUGCCCGUUUUUCUCGUGCCAAUGAGGUCAAGCUCGCUCAGCUCAAAUGGAGAACUUCAUCUCUGAGCAGUGAUUUCUCAAGUCUUGUAAAAAAAAAAAAAAAAAAAAAAAAAAAAUCCCAAAAAUUCUUAAUUGGAUUUAACUGUGGACUUUGGACGGGCCGUUCUGUUACACGAACCAGCUGAGAACUAAUCCAUGUGGCUGCAGCUCUGCUUGUACGUUUAGCUUGUCCUGCUGGUAGGUUGACCUCUGCUCACAGUCUCCAGUCUGUCUGCGCUGGCCUCUGUUUCAGCUCCAUCCAUCUUCCCAUCAGUUCUGACCAGCUUCGCCACAGGCUGAUGGUGCCGCCGACUUGUCACACAACGAGGAUGGUCUUUUCUUGCGAUUGUGCGGUGUUCGGAUUCUACUGCAUAUGGCUUUUUUUUUUUAUACCAGCCCAAAGGUUUAAAUUUCAUCCUUUUUCCACCAGAGUGCCUAAGGUUAUUCUGUCAACAGAAUCUCCCACCUGAGCUGUGGAUCUCUGUAGCUCCUCCAGAGCUACCACGGGCCUCCUGGCCGCUUCUCUGGUUAAUUCUCUCUUUCCCUUCCACUUCAGAGCUACGUGCUGCUUCGUGUUGCUCUAACAAACGGGGUUCCAGUGAAACACGGUGAAGCGUGUGAUUGUAGCGUGACAAACUGUCUAAAAAGGGAGCACUUUUGAAAGGGACUGGAACUGGUUUUCUUGUAGGUAACAUUUGACAAGUAAAAAUGCAGGAUGUAAAACAUCAUGGAAUACAGAGGCGAAUGUGUUUUUCUGAUUUUUUUUUUUUUUUUUUUUUUGUUGUUGAAGUGUUUUUCGUCCAGCACAUUCCAGCUGUUUGGGAUAACACAGAAAUGGCGUGAUCACAGCUAGAUGGGGUGUGUUCAGUCCUCCGUAUUCUUUCACUGACAGAUUGUACGUCUAAAUAAAAAAAAAACGACACAAAAGAAAAAAAAAAAAACCCACACACAAAUGAAUGCCCGUUGUUACUGUGCUGUCCUUCUGACUUGACCGCUGCUAAACAUUGUAGUUGCCACUUGAAUAUGUCUUUUCUAAGUGUAAACCUCAGGUUGCUUUUGUUCCAGUGUUUUUUUCUUUUUUGUUUUUUGUUCGUUUUGUUGAAAUAAUUUCCUUAACGUGUACACCUUGUAUGGAGCCCCCUUAAAUGUCCGGAAGAAAUAUAAAAAGCUGGAUCUUCAUGUAACAAAUGGAUUACCAUAGAUUUGAGCUGAUGUGUUCCCUGCAGCACUGUGAGCUGUCAAACCUAGAGGUUAAAAACAAAAACCCAACAAAAACAAACAUUUCAGCAAUGGUAACUUGCACAUGUUUCAUCUCCUUUUUGCCUAAAGUGAUUGUGAUUGAACUUAAAGCGUAUAGUGAAAAUCUCUACACAAUGCCAUAAGAGCAAACAUUUGAGAUGUUGUUGAUUUGCAUUAGUCGUUCAGUAUACUGUGUUGAAACGAAACCAGGGAGUUUAACACAACGAGAAGAAAAGUUUGCAAGUCCGAGUUCGACUUUCUACAGAGCUUUAUCAAACGACUGCAUUUUCUAAAGCACCUACCAGUAGUUAGCGACGACUGUGCAAAGAGCUCCUGUAUUCUGUAAUUCAAUUAGCCUUUAAACUUCAAUAGUUAAUCUGCCUUCACCUUUUUUGCUAAGAGAAGCAAAAACAUCAUUUUGAUAGACUUGGUUUCAUUUUUUUUAUGAGCUGCUGAAUAAAAAAAAAAAAAAAUAAGUAAUACUUUUGGGGCCACCAAAUAUUUUGGAUCAUGCAAAGACUCUAUAUUGUACUGUAGUAAUUUUGUAAUAUUUGUAAGAUGAUUUAGUGGGCGUGACUGAUUACCAUUGCUUGAAUCUGUACAUUGUUCCAAUAAAUUGUUUACAUUA
This is a messenger RNA of Fundulus heteroclitus (mummichog), 7348 nucleotides long. RefSeq names its product transportin 1 (gene tnpo1). Gene Ontology annotation, cellular component: nucleus; cytoplasm. NCBI's taxonomy places the organism in Eukaryota, Metazoa, Chordata, Actinopteri, Cyprinodontiformes, Fundulidae. The transcript is spliced from 24 exons. Gene Ontology annotation, biological process: protein import into nucleus. Bases 705 to 3380 code for a protein of 891 amino acids. Gene Ontology annotation, molecular function: small GTPase binding; nuclear import signal receptor activity. The record is from RefSeq and is a predicted model, not a curated record.